UUGAAACUUCAAUCAUGGCUCAUCCAGGCUCACUCGUACACAAAAAGAAAGAAUUUAUUAACAUGUCUGCCCCCCUGGGAUACGUCCCAGGGUUGGGUAGAGGUGCUACAGGUUUCACUACACGGUCUGAUAUUGGACCUGCUAGAGAAGCAACAGAGAAUAAUACAUGCUUGGAUUUUUCUAGCAGAAAGAAGUUGUGUUCUGCUCUUAUCCAGUGUAUAUUUGGCUAUGGUGCAUCCUCUUGGUAUGCUAGUCUGAAUAAAUCUCUGAAACGUAAAUUACAGCUUGAUAGAGAUUCUGCAAAUUUUUUAUUUAUAUAGUUCAAUGGGUAUUCAGGGAGUCUAUUCUCACGAGGUCCAUAUGAAAAAGAUGAUGAAGAAGCAGAUGCAAUCUAUGAUGCCAUUGACAAGAGGAUGGAUGAGAAGAGGAAGGAAAGAAGAGAGAAAAGACUACGUGAAGAAAUUGAAAAAUAUCGUCAAGAGAGGCCUAAGAUUCAACAGCAGUUUUCUGAUUUGAAGCGUAAGCUAGCUGAAGUAUCGGAAGAUGAAUGGACAAGUAUCCCGGAAGUUGGUGAUGCUAGAAACAAAGCUCAGAGAAAUCAACGUGCUGAUAAGAUCACACCGGUUCCAGACAGUUUCCUUGCCAAGCAUGCUGGUGGCCAGGACCAUCACACAGUUCUUGACCCCAUGCAACAGAAUUAUGGAGGUUUCCAAACACCAUAUCCUGGUUUGAUGUCGUCUGGUUUGAUGACCCCCUCUGGUGAAUAUGAUUUGAGGAAGAUAGGUGAAGCUAGAAACACCUUGAUGGAUGUACGACUCAAUCAGGUGUCUGAUUCCGUGAGUGGACAGACUGUGGUUGAUCCCAAAGGAUACUUGACUGACUUACAAAGUAUGCUGCCCUCUUACAGUGGUGAUGUGGCAGACGUCAAGAAGGCUCAUUUACUUUUGAAGAGUGUUCGUGAAACCAAUCCAAAGCAUCCACCAGCAUGGAUUGCCUCAGCUCGUCUUGAGGAGGUGACAGGUAAACUGCAGGCUGCCAGGAACAUCAUUAUGGAUGGCUGUGAGGCUUGUCCAAAGAGUGAAGAUGUGUGGUUAGAAGCAGCUAGGCUCCAGCCUGGUGACGCUGCUAAGGCAGUUAUAACCCAAGCAGCUAGGCAUCUUCCACAGUCUGUGAAAAUCUGGAUUAGGGCUUCUGACUUGGAAUCUGAAAUCAAACAGAAGAAAAGGGUUUUGCGUAAAGCACUGGAGCAUAUUCCAAAUUCGGUUAAGUUAUGGAAAGCAGCAGUAGAAUUAGAAGAUCCGACCGAUGCUAAGAUCUUGCUUGGUAGAUCUGUGGAAUGUUGUCCAACCAGUGUUGAACUGUGGUUGGCACUAGCUAAACUGGAGAAUUAUGACAAUGCUAGGAAAGUGUUGAACAAAGCACGUGAGAACAUUCCUACUGAUCGGCAGAUCUGGAUCACCGCCGCCAAACUUGAAGAAGCCAAUAACAACUCUCAGAUGGUGGACAAAAUUAUUGACAGAGGAGGCCUUCUAGUUCAUGGUAGUGGUUUUUGGGAUAUUAUUGCGUUCCAACGGAACUCAGAGAGUCGGAUCUGUUGCAGUUCUAUACUCUUUGCUAUAAGUACAUAUAGGUCAAAAAGCAUGGUAGCUGUGCCAGAGUCAUUGGAGAAUCUGUUGCAGAGAGCUGUAGCACAUUGCCCUAAAGCUGAAGUACUGUGGCUGAUGGGAGCCAAGUCCAAGUGGCUCGCAGGGGAUGUGCCUGCUGCUAGGAGUAUCCUGGCUUUAGCUUUCCAAGCAAAUCCUAACAGUGAGGAGAUCUGGCUUGCAGCUGUCAAGCUUGAGAGUGAGAAUAAUGAAGACGAGAGAGCUAGACUUCUUUUGGCCAAGGCUAGGAGGCAAGCACCUACGGCCAGGGUAAUGAUGAAAUCUGUUAAGUUAGAAUGGCAGUUAAACAACAUGACCAAAGCCAAAGAUCUACUUGAGGAAGGUGUCAAAGCUUAUCCAGACUUUGCUAAACUGUGGAUGAUGAAGGGACAGAUUGAGGAGCAGUUAGGGAACAGAGACAUGGCACGCAAAGCUUAUCAGCAAGGUUUAAAGAAAUGCAGUCAAGCAGUUCCUCUGUGGUUACUUGGUGCUAGAUUGGAAGAGAAGGUGGGAAACUUGACAAAGGCCAGGGCCAUAUUAGAGAAAGCCAGGCUAUCCAUUACACAGUGCCCAGAGUUAUGGUUAGAAGCAGUUAGGAUGGAAGACAGAGCAGGCAACAAGAACAUUGCUCAGUCCACUUUAGCAAAGGCAAUGCAAGACUGUCCAAAUUCUGGAAUCUUAUGGGCUGAUGCAAUUUUUAUGGAAGCAAGACCACAGAGGAAGACCAAGAGUGUUGACGCUUUGAAGCGAUGUGAACAUGACCCUCAUGUACUGUUGGCUGUCUCAAGAUUGUUCUGGAGUGAACGUCGAACGAACAAAGCACAGGAGUGGUUUGAGCGAACCAUUAAGAUUGAGCCAGAUCUGGGGGAUGCUUGGGCGUAUUAUUACAAAUUCCAACUGUUACAUGGAACUGAAGAAAAACAAGAAAGUGUGAAGAAACGAUGUGUUGAUGCUGAACCUCACCAUGGACAAGUGUGGUGCACUUUUUCCAAGAACAUUAAAAACUGGAGAUAUAAAACUGACAAACUCCUUCCAAUGGUUGCCGCCUCACUGUCUUUUAAUACUUAGAUAAAUAAAAGAUAAGCGUCCUAACUGCUGGAAAAAGAAUUGGUUUACAAGCUCGGGGAAAGAAAAUGGACUUAUCAUGUUAAUCAUGCUCAUUAAUUUUGUACAGUAUAAAAAACACAGAACAAAAAUCUCAUAAUGUGUAUAUAUUGAAAAAGAAGACUGCAUAAAUGGUAGCGGUUGUUUUAGCAGUUUGCACUUCAGGAUCUGAAAUGUGAGGCUGUGGGUUCAAAUUCAAAAUGUUGAUAUUUACUGUUGUGAAAGGCUUUUUUAUAUUAUUAUUCACACUAUCACAUUAACGAUGCUCAAAAAAUGGCCUUUUCAAACAUAUAUUUCCGGCUCCUCCUUUAUCCUAAUUAUUACCUCUGCUUUGCAGCAUAGCAUUCUACUAUGAAUAAUUAAGGAUUGUUUAACACUAUUUUCUCGAUACUCUCCAGUGGUGACUUCAGAAAUUUGCCGACAUGGGGUCUGACAUGUCCAAACCAAGGGGCCAGCUCUAUCCUAGACAUAAACGUCAAUUUCGACCAAAACAGCAUUUUUGAAAAAAAAAUGCGUUUGAAGUGGACUAGUUCAUAAAACCCUAAAUUUCACUAUCAAGAUAUCAAAAUUUUAGAUAUUAUUUUACAUAUGUUUAAAUAUAAAUCAUUAAACAAUUCAAAUGUGAAAUUUAUUUUUAACCAUAAUUAACCUGUUAAUUAGCAUGAAAUGUUUUGUGUCUCACAAGUCUCAUUUUACAGACUGUACAGGCUCCUUUGUCAAACACAAACUGUAUUUUAGCCUAUGUUUUACCAUUGUGUUAAAGGGUGAUUAUAGGCCUACAAACUAGGUUUAUCCUGCUUAAAACAUUAUGUAUUUACUUUGUCUAGGAAAGUUAGGGAAUCUUAUAUUUACAACGGUAGAUUUUGAUGUACAAAAUGAAAAUGUCAAUAGAAAAACAAAUUGAAAAAAUAUAAUUUUAAAAUUUGCUUCUCUUUGAGGUGUCGGUGACUAAUUAAUCCGUGAUUGGUCUAUGUUACAAUAGCAUUGUUUAUAUUGUACAGUAUGCAACUUGGAGCUGCCAUUUUUGUUCACGUUCAACAAUAAAUAUGUUAUGUAAUCCACAUGCGUUCUCAUACUUUUUUGUAUGAUAUGCAUAUACAUACAUAUAUAUAUAUACAUAUAUAUAUAUAUAUACAUAUACAUAUAUUGAAUGAUCAAAGAAUUUCAUCUGGUAUUGUUGAUGUAAUAUAUAUGAACAGUGCAUAUUAUGGUACCAGUCCAGUCUAUUGCCUACGUCAAAAUUCCAAGGUGUGAAAAUGAAGAUUGUUCAUAAGCUAUAAUACAAGUGGUAAGCCAUACAAUGUUU
Molecule: messenger RNA, 4053 nt
Organism: Anneissia japonica
Lineage: Eukaryota; Metazoa; Echinodermata; Crinoidea; Comatulida; Comatulidae
Product: pre-mRNA-processing factor 6-like
Exons: 22
Biological process (GO): spliceosomal tri-snRNP complex assembly; mRNA splicing, via spliceosome
Cellular component (GO): catalytic step 2 spliceosome; U4/U6 x U5 tri-snRNP complex
Molecular function (GO): protein binding
Source: RefSeq, a predicted model, not a curated record